CUUCCGAAAAUUUUAUUAUUUAUUAAUUUCGACAAUGUCUGUUUCCUUCAGAUGCCAUUUUCUCAAGAUGAUAGAUUCUACAAUAUAGACUCUAUAUCAUACUAACAAUUGAAUGAUAUAAACAGAUUGCACGGAAGUGCAAGUAAACAAACACUAAGGUUACACCGGUAGGGGUAGUUCCUCUCCUAGGCUUCAUACAAAAGAGCCAUAUAGUGAAAUAUUUUAUAUGAAAUAUAAAGUAAAUGUUUCGAGGCAUUGGAAGUAAACCACUGUAACAUUCUUUAGUAUGACAUUGUAUCUGUUAAUGAAAAACAAGAAUGGAUGACCAAAGUUUAUUUAAUGAAGGUACUACAAUACCUUCUACAGCCACAUUGAUCCAAGUAACAAAUAUUUUAACACCAUAUAUCAUAAGAGUGUAUGAAGUGAAAAAUUAUGAAGAGCGAUUACAUUCAAUUAGUAAAAAGUUAUUAAUAAAAAAAGGAGCACUACUUAACAACAAUACAGUACCUAUAGAACCAAAAUUAGGAGAUAUGGUCAUAGUAUGUAGUAAAUUGGAUAUAAAAUUAGAUACCUGGUUAUGUCGAGGAUAUAUAUAUAGUGUUGCAGAAAAUUUGGAAGAUACAUAUAAUGUCUUUUUACCUGAUUAUGGCAUUCCUGUUUUAUUACAUAAAAAAGACUUUGUAGUACAUUCAUCUGAUCUAAUCUCAGAAGAAUAUUUAAGUUUUACUAUUGGCUUAUACAAUAUUUUACCUGCUGCUAUUAAAAAUGAUUCAUCAAUGAAUGAAGAUAUAUUAACCGUUUUAGAGGACUGGACCAUUUCAGCCACUCAGUAUGUAAAAGAAUUAAUAAGUGUAUCCACUGCAAUUUAUUUUGAUCAUUUAGUGUCUGACCAGUGUGGUAGACAGUAUGGUGAACUAUACCUUAAUAUUGAAAAUAAUAUAGUGUGCUUAACCAAGGCUUUAAUUUGUAACAAUUACGCUAUUUAUAUAGGAAGCGAUUUGCUGAAGCUUAUAAAAAACCCUGAGAGUUAUGAAAAUUUAGACAAGAAACUAGUUAAUUCUGAAACUGUAUUUUAUAUAAAUAGUAGGAAAGAGUAUAAAACCUGUGAUAAACUUGAGAAACAGAAAAGCAGUUAUUUAAAUGGAGUUACAAAGUUUCCAAAAAAGAAACAUAUAUGCAGUGAAACUAAAAGAGAUCAAGAGAAAGUAUUAAUUUGUACACAAAUUAAGUGUGAAUGCUUGACUUCCACUUUAGAUGCAAAAUUUCCUACUGAAAUACAUAAGGCUUGGCAAUCAAUAGUGAAAUCAUCUAGACCAAGAAAAAUUCAAUCAUAUAUAUGGCCUGCUAUAAAAAAAGGUUUAGAUGUUAUAGCUGUUGGAAUAGCAAAAUCUGGCAAGACUUUUGGAUAUGGAUUUGCAUUGUGUGGGCUAUUAGCAAUGAAUUCAGAUCUUCCUCAAGGAGUAAAUCCAUCUGCACUAGUAUUAUGUUCUUCUUCAUCUGAAGUAUUAGAAGUAUAUUACUUGUGUAGAGAAUUACUGCAAAGUUAUAAAAAAAUAAAAUGUGUGGCUGCAAUUAAUGGUAAAUCGGAGAGAUCGUUGGUGGCUGAAAUGUAUAAUGGCUGUAACAUUUUGGUUUCUACACCAAGGUUUUUAGCACGUUUUAUUGAUCAAAACAGAAAAUUAUUAAAUUUCAAAAAUCUUCAACAUUUAGUUUUGGAUGGUGGUGAUGUUAUUUUGGACAAAUACUUUGAUUCUAUUAGUAAAUUAUUUAAAAAGCAUAAUAUCAUUUGUAAUAGAGAAGUAAAAUAUGACGAAAUGAUGUUACAAAUCAUAGUAACUGCAAGACAUUGGACACCAUGCAUAAAAAGAGUUGCAUACAUUUUAAUGAAUAAUCCAUAUAUAUGUAUAACAUCUUUCAUUGAAGCUACUGUUUUCAAAUCUAUAUGUCCUAAGGUUUAUGUAAUGAAAUCAAAGAGUAAAAACGAAAAACUUUUAGAUAUAUUAAAUAAUAAUAAGUGUUCUUCAUCAAGAACCGCAAUAGUUUGCGCAAGUACUGAGGAGGCUGAAAGUUUACAUAAAUUCUUAUCUAAUUAUAAAGAUGCUCUUUUACUACAUGCAGAGAUGAACUUCCUGCAUUUACAAAAUAUCGCACGAUGCUGGAAUACGUGCGUACAUGGUUCCUAUCCGAUUCUGAUAUGUACAGAUGAUAUUUUAUCAGAUAUAAGUAUUACAAAUGUAACUUGGCUAAUACAUUAUUCAAUAUCUUUACGUUCCAAAACUCAAUUUAAUUAUCGAUUUUCAAUGCUGUUUGAAAAUUUACAAAUGGAACACUGUAACUGUAAAGUAACUAUUAUAGUGGAUGAUAAUAGUGACAUGCAGUUUAUAAGUAUAAUGAAAAUACUGCAACGUAUGAACGUUUCAAUUCCUCAAAAUAUAUUACAAAAUAUUGAGUUCAUAACGGCUGCUUUAGAAAAGAAGAAAGAAAACUAUCCUAUCUGCAAUAACAUAAAAUCUUGGGGAUUUUGUGAUAAACAGUAUUCUUGUAUAUUCAGACACAGAUUAGUUCCAGAAAUUGAUGCACCGAUCACCAAUAUUCAAAUAAAGGAUCGGGUGAAAUUCAGAGUAAUAAGUAUACAUGAUGUAACACAUAUUUCUGCCAGGGUUAUAUCGUAUAUUAAAUCUGACACACUAGAGGAAAUAGAAUUUUCUAAUGUAGAAUAUAUACAAAUAACUAUGAAGAUUCAAGAAUUUUAUUCAUGUGUAGAAAACAGAAGAAGAUGUGAUACAAUAGAGCUGGGACGUAUGUAUGGUUUAGAAGAACCAGUAGACAAUUUUAAAAGAGUUGAAGUACUAAACAUUGAAAACGAUGGUGAAACAGAAACUCCUGAAUUCGUAGAUGUAAGAUGCGUUGAUAAUGGAGUAAUUUUGACAAAAGUGCAUGUAUACAGAUUACUACACAUGCCAGAAAAGCUCGUAGAAUAUCCGGUACAAGUAAUGGAAGUAUUUUUGGUUGGUAUAACUCCACAUGAUGACGAAUAUGUAUGGAAUAAUUGUGCAAUUGAUGCGGUGUAUGAAUGGUUCAAAGAAAAUAUUGAUGAAAAAUCUUAUGUAAUUGGAACGGUAAAUUUACAUCUGGGAAACACAAUAUGGGUGAACACUUUGGAAGUUGGAACAAAAAUAAUUGGAUAUAAAGAUUUGGUUGGUUCUUCCCUAAGAGCAGAUUUACUGAAUAAAGAUCAUGCCAUUGAAAAUCCUAAACAUUUACAUCAAAUGUAUCAACUCUGCAAAACUGCUGGUUUCUCAGAUAUCAAUGGAUUUAACUUAGAUACAUUAAUAAAUAAGAAUUCGUAAAUAUAUCUAAAUUUUAUACAAUAGUCAGGUACUCGGAAGCAAGGUGCAUUGGAUCAACGUGAUAAGAAGCAACUAAACGAACUUUCUGACCAUCCUGUGUU
Megachile rotundata (alfalfa leafcutting bee) is the source of this 3451-nucleotide messenger RNA. Its product is annotated as putative ATP-dependent RNA helicase TDRD12. Gene Ontology annotation, molecular function: nucleic acid binding; ATP binding. NCBI's taxonomy places the organism in Eukaryota, Metazoa, Arthropoda, Insecta, Hymenoptera, Megachilidae. Gene Ontology annotation, biological process: germ-line stem cell division. The record is from RefSeq and is a predicted model, not a curated record.